Fusarium poae is the source of this 1566-nucleotide messenger RNA. RefSeq lists its product as uncharacterized. NCBI's taxonomy places the organism in Eukaryota, Fungi, Ascomycota, Sordariomycetes, Hypocreales, Nectriaceae. The transcript has a single exon. Bases 1 to 1566 code for a protein of 521 amino acids. The record is from RefSeq and is a predicted model, not a curated record.
AUGGAAAACCCCGAAAAGUCCCAAUUCAACCUUAUCAACAAUCUGCCCACUGAACUUCUCAAAUAUGUGUUUUCACGCUUUUGCUUCCAUUGUCACAGCCCACAGUCCAUCAAUGAUCCUGAAGUCAACCGCACAUAUGCACACGAGCUCAGACUUGGUUCCGCGAACUUGCUGGCACUUAGUCAAACCAGCAAACGAUGUCGCAGAAUUGCCAUGCCUAUACUAUUCCACCAGGUCGGCUCCGAUAUAACACUACGCUACAUGUUGCAGGUUUUGGAUCGCGAUCGAGACCUGGCACCAAACAUCAAAAUUCUACAUUUACCAUACUACAUGACGGAUGAGUGCCGUUCGGUACUAUACAAAACGGCCAGCAGCUUUGCUGGUAUGUCGAUGUCAUAUCGCCUUGCCCUGGAGGAUCCUUACGACGUCCAAAUAAACACCCUACUGGGUUUAGCCUCUAAUUUACAGGCUUUGACCAUCCGUUUCUCCGGUGAAGGAAUAAACCUCGAUUUCUUCGAAAAGACCCUCACACAACGUGGAUUUAAGGCAAGAUUCGCGGACCUCAGGUAUCUCGAACUCGAGGCGGACGAUUUUGUGACAUUCAGUGCCGCCGGGUCCGGAUUGUCCUUCCUGCUACAACAAUCUCCCCAACUCGAGACCUUGGUACUACGAGGUAUCGAGCAAGCUGAGUCCCCAUCUUAUGGUCCUGAAUUCGAAGAUCCGAAAUCCAACAUGGCUCUCCCAAAUCUCAAGGAGUUGCAGAUUCGUGGAUGGUCUUUCCGUGAAAGCUGUAACGACAGACAUCCUCUAUUAAAAUUAUUUCAUAGAGCGAAGAACUUGACAAGCUUCAAGUAUGUCAUCGACAAGGGACCAGGCUCGUACAGUGAAGAGAGGCCUCAGGUACACCACGUUGCACCCAAGUAUCUGCUAAGAUAUCUCAACUCUGAAAAAUUACAAUAUCUUCAUCUCGAUUUUAAGCUUAACUCCACAGGACCUCAUAUCCUAGGACUAACAACAUACUUUGAUCUUCGAGAUCCUCCACGUUUUGAGUCUACAAUCAUCACACGAGAGCAGCUCGGUCGAUUCACCAAUCUUACUUCUCUGACUCUUGACCCUUUGUGUUUCUGUCGACACGUUUCCGAAGGUACCCUUGACAGACAGAAGUUUGACCAUCAAAAGACCUGUCUGACGGACCUGCUUACGCCAUCGAUCCGCGAUUUGACUCUUUUACUCAAGGGAGAUGAUAUGCGCUGGAUAUGUUGGGAUGACAUUUUAUAUCUUGGUCACAAGGCAAGGGAAGGGGCGCUCCCAGAGCUUCAAACAGUAACGGCUGAAAUUCCUCAACUUCGCUCACGCUACCGGGGGUGCUGGGAUGACGACUGGAAUAAUCAACAUAUGCACAAGAUCCUAAAGCCCUUCAAGACGCCGGAAGAAGAGUUCCAUGCAGCAUUUGAAGGGUCUGGUGUUGUUGCAAAGAUUGAGGGACGGUGGGGAGGCUGUUACUGUGGGCAGUGCGAGCCUCGUGUCUAUGUCCCAUUGGAUUGCUUCGUGAUUGAAGAAAGCUAG